Messenger RNA from Trichoderma gamsii, 150 nucleotides. RefSeq lists its product as hypothetical. NCBI's taxonomy places the organism in Eukaryota, Fungi, Ascomycota, Sordariomycetes, Hypocreales, Hypocreaceae. The transcript has 2 exons. The record is from RefSeq and is a predicted model, not a curated record. The annotation marks the transcript as partial.
GCAGCCUUAGCCAGAGCGCACACGGCAGGUCUGGGGCCGCAUCGGGGGAGGUCGAAGCUGUCACGAAAGCCGCCGCGAUCCUGGACGCGUAGGAGCAGGGUGAUGCUCCGUUUAGCUGGUCGCACUACCAAAGGCUCUCCCACCCAUUAA